GUUCUCCUCGACAUCCCCCGAUCCCUAGAAGAAGCUCAAGUCCCCCCCGGCCACCAGCCCUCUGCACGCAUCGUCUCCGGGCCUCCCCCGCUCGACCCGUUUGCCAUCCCGGAGCCGCGCAAUGGGGCAUCAGAGGGCCAUUCACCCUCUGCGGGAGCUCGUAUUGCCGAGUUGAUGGCCGCGGCGGCUGCUCAGAGCGCGCUGGACGAGCUUCGGAGCCGGUAUUUGGGACCGUUCUGCCUGGACCGGGUUUGUCGUCCUGCAGAGGAGGCGGUGUCUACUGAUGGCGAUGUUGGUGUCCGUGUUGGUGCUGCUAAUGCUGAUGCUGCUGGUGCUAAAUCUUCUGAGGCUUCACGCAUCAGGAUUCCCAUUGGGGCUGAAUACCUGCAUGGAUCGAUCUACGACCUGCGGCAGACAUUCGUUGACACGGCGCCGCAGUUCCGCCUCGUUAUCCUGGAUCCUUCAUGGCCUAAUCGAUCUGUGCGCAGGAAGAGGAAGACUGGCAGCUACAGCACUGCCUCCAACCUCACGGAAAUCCAGCAACUUCUACUCAGCAUCCCCGUGCCUUUACACCUUACCCCCGACGGCUUGGUCGCCGUCUGGAUCACAAACAAGUCGAGUAUUUUCGACCUCGUCACCUCUCCCAGGGGCAUCUUUGCCUCGUGGGGUCUCGAGCUGGUGACACAAUGGACGUUGCUCAAGGUCACUUCGUCAGGCGGCCCAAUCUUCGACAUGGAGUCCGCAUGGAGGAAGCCGUGGGAGACGCUUCUCAUCGCGAAGCGCAUCGGCGCGAGAGCUCCGAGCACGCUUAAGCCCUUGGUCAUUGUAGCGGUGCCGGACGUCCAUUCGCGCAAGCCGAAUCUCCGGCAGCUGUUUGAGGGUGUCCUUGGACGGGAUUACGCUGCUUUGGAAGUGUUUGCGCGGAAUCUCACGUCUGGGUGGUGGAGCUGGGGGGAUCAGGUAUUGCAGUUCCAGGGGACGGAGCAUUGGAUUCAGUCUUGA
Molecule: messenger RNA, 1002 nt
Organism: Trichoderma virens Gv29-8
Lineage: Eukaryota; Fungi; Ascomycota; Sordariomycetes; Hypocreales; Hypocreaceae
Exons: 1
Cellular component (GO): RNA N6-methyladenosine methyltransferase complex; nucleus
Molecular function (GO): methyltransferase activity
Source: RefSeq, a predicted model, not a curated record